AUGAGCACCAAACUUAGUCGCAAACGAUCGCGCGUAACACUCGACUCGGACGAAGACGAAACGCAGCAGCUGCGACAGCCUUCACCUGCGCUGUCUUCACGCAGCGACACGCUGAAGCGAUCGAGAACCCAAUGUGAGCUCGAUGAGCUGGACAUCAUCGAGCCAAAAGAUGCAUGGACUGUCGACAUCAGCGCCAUUCUAGCCAGCCCUGCGCUCGCUACACCACCAGACAGUGGAUUCAAGCCUCACAACAACUGGCAACGAUACAAGAGAGGGCAGUGUAUCACAGUAUUAUGUGUGCAGGGCAACCUGCAGCUGCACUACAACCUGCUAUGCUCUGCUCUGGACGAACUCUACAGUGUUUCACCCUCGCUACAAGCCAUCGUUCUCUGCCACGACCCUUCCACACACAAGCCUUCCACAAUUGCGCCGUUCUCGCUACCCCUAAUCUCAGCUGUAGAUCCACCGAACAACCACUUCGUACGUCUAGGCCUGCUUCAUCCUCUUGGAGGGGGAAAGUUCCCGCUCGAUGCGCUCGCAGUCAUCGACAGAAAGGGCCGUCGAAGACUCGUCCUGCCAUUUGGCUGGGGGGCUGGCAAACACGCGGACACGCCUGCUGGCAAGAGCAUACAGACUAAGAUGAUGAUGUUGCUGAAACACUGCAUCGAGACGUUGGAGAAAGAGGCAUAA
Didymella exigua CBS 183.55 is the source of this 690-nucleotide messenger RNA. RefSeq lists its product as uncharacterized. Lineage: Eukaryota; Fungi; Ascomycota; Dothideomycetes; Pleosporales; Didymellaceae. The coding region runs from base 1 to 690 and encodes 229 amino acids. The record is from RefSeq and is a predicted model, not a curated record. The transcript has 2 exons.